AUGUCGUCCUCACCUUUAUCCGAAAAGCAGCCCCAAGCUACAGCAGGUGCGAGUUUAGGCCAAUCCAGAGACUCUGCCAGGGACCAAUUGAAUGAAAAAUCACCUGGCGUUGUCCGCAUUGAGGCCAUUGCUAGCCAUCUCACCUCGAUUACUCGCACGAUCCUGUUCGUCAGUAUCUUCUUUCUGGGAUAUUCGUUUGGGCUGGAUGCCGUGCUGCGCGGCGUGUAUCAGACCUACGCCACCGCGAGCUAUGGCAAUCAUUCUUUACUCUCAACGGUGAAUGUCAUUCGCACCGUGUUUGCCGCUGCGGCCCAGCCGACAACCGGAAAACUUGCGGACGCCUUUGGUCGCAUCGAGAUGCUAGGCUUGUCAAUCGUCUUUUAUGUCGUGGGAACGAUUGUUGAAGCCAGCUCGACGGGCCUAGCUGCGUUUUGCGCCGGUGCUGUACUCUACACUCUGGGAUUCACCAUCGUUCAGACAUUGGUGGACAUCAUCAUCGCAGACGUUACAUCCACACGCGUUCGACUGCUCGCCACGUACGUCCCGAACCUGCACUUUGUCAUCACGGCCUGGGUGUCCGGGAACAUCUCAUCGGCUGUCCUGGGCGGCACUACCUGGAGAUGGGGAGUAGGCAUGUGGUGCAUCAUCUUCACCGUGCUGGUGGCUCCUGUCGUCGUUACUCUGGUGUUCGUCCAUAACCGCGCCAGUAGCAGCACCGCAAACCCCCGAGCAACACGAUGGGUGUCCCUGGGCCAGCUAUUUUGGCAACUCGAUGUUCCCGGAGUCAUCCUUCUAAUCGCCUCCCUGGCCUUAGUUCUGACACCGCUGACCAUCGCCGGGGGAGAAAGCCUGAAGUGGCGCACAGCACAUGUCAUCGCACCCCUAGUCAUAGGAUUCUGCUGCAUCCCCAUCUUCAUCAUUUGGCAGCUUAGAGCACCGCAUCCACUGAUCCCAUUCCGACUCCUCAAAGACCGAGGCGUCUGGGGUGCUCUGGCCAUCGCAACCUUCAUGAACUUCGCCUACAUGAUGCAAGCAAGUUUCCUCUACACCUUGUUGAUCGUGGCCUUUGACUUCUCCAUCACAACUGCAACGAGAAUCACAACUCUGUACAUGUUCACCUCCUUUGUAGUGGGCCCCAUCUGCGGCCUCCUGGUCUACCGUUUCCGGCGGCUCAAAUACUUCAUCGUCAGUGGGACGGUCCUCUUCCUCGUUGGCUUCGGUCUCCUCAUUAGAUACCGCAGUGGCGCAGGCACAUCCUCCCGUGCAGGCGUCAUAGCUGCACAGGUCCUUCUCGGUGUCGCCGGCGGGCUAACACCAUAUGCGGCGCUCGCAUCGCUACAAGUAUCUCUCAAACACGAAGUACUCGGCGUCAUGAUUGGUCUGUUCCUAGCCUGUCAUAGUAUUGGAGAUGCACUGGGAAACAGUGUGGCCGGUGCCAUUUGGACACAGGUUCUCCCACUAACGCUCGCUUCGAAUCUGGCUUUCCAGGAGGACUCAACCCUUGGGUCACAAGUUUACGGGAACCCAUUUGCUAUCGUUGCGCAGUACCCGAUGGGCACCGAGAUACGUACGGCGAUUAUUGAUAGCUAUCAACAUGUGCAACGGUAUCUGUGCAUUACGGGGUUCUGUUUGUCUAUUCCGUUGGUUGCGUUUGCGUUUUGUCUACGUAAUCCAGUACUGGAUAAGAGCCAGAGUCUUGUAGAGAGGAAGGAGUUGCCUGCUGAGCCUGAGAGGGCAUAG
Penicillium arizonense is the source of this 1740-nucleotide messenger RNA. RefSeq lists its product as uncharacterized. The transcript has a single exon. Gene Ontology annotation, biological process: transmembrane transport. The record is from RefSeq and is a predicted model, not a curated record. Lineage: Eukaryota; Fungi; Ascomycota; Eurotiomycetes; Eurotiales; Aspergillaceae. Gene Ontology annotation, molecular function: transmembrane transporter activity. Bases 1 to 1740 code for a protein of 579 amino acids.